AUGAAUGUGAGUUUCGGUGAAAUUUGUUUUUCAAAUUUGUUUUAUACUUUUUUAAACUUUUUAGUUUUGAACCUAGUUUCUCAAGCUUACAAUAUUUUUUUGAAACUCAAUCAUUUCAUAUUUUCUUCAAUUUCUUGAUCCACGUUGUAAUUGUACCGUAUAAAACCUCUUUCUGAAGAGAAAAAAAAAACAUAAGAGCAAAUUCCUAUGAGUUUCCAGGCGCCAUGGCACGUUCACGACGUCGUCGACAUGAUUGUCUACCAACAGCCUACUUUUUCGACUUUCAAUCUCCUUGGAUCUGAAGAAAAUCUGAAAAAUGAGGAGGUCGCAAAGAAACCAUCUAAGAACCAAGGAAAAGUUAGUUCCGAAAAAAAAAGUCAAUAAAAGGGAUUUUUCCUCUCAGAUUGUUGCUCAUUUGCGUGGAACUUUCCCGUUGAGAGUUGCCGUGGACAAUCUUCGAUUCAAGGCUGAAUCUUUGACUUCGGAAUUGAGGUUCUGUAUCAUCCAUCGCGUGAAUUUCAAAAACUUUUCUUUUCUGGAAGAACGGAAACUGUUGAAAAUCUUGCACAAUAAAAAGCCGAAAAUUUUAGCAGCCUUUUCAAAAAAUGGCGUUUAUUGAAUUAUAAUACAGGAAUCACAUGUUCACGGCGCCCGGAAACUCGAAAAAGUACUUGCCUUUGAUGUUCAUUGACCAAUUGAGCAUGCGGACCAAGGAUUUGGUUGAGGUUACUUUUUGAAAAAAAUAAUAAUAAUACAUUUUUUUUUCCAGAUAACCCAGCAGAAUAUGACUCUGAAAGUAAAUUACGAGCCGAUCUCCGUGGGGAAGAUGAUCAUGUUGACGACGAUCGGCCGCUCGACUCAGCUGCUCCUCAGCAACGGCUUCAAGGAGAAAGAUGUUGAUGAGGUUUCUGACAAGUCAAAAGUGAACUUGACUAUACAGUUUCAACUUCAUUUUUCAAUACAAUAACUCGUUUUUCCCCUUUCCUUUUGUUCGGUUUGAUCAUGUGAUUUAAUUUACUUUUUUUUACAGUUUUAUUUAGUUUGUUUACAUAAAAAAAAAGCUUUUUUGGAAUUAAAAUUUAAUUUUUCAUAGGUCGCUAAGAUCUUAAAAAAGAGCUCGGCCGAUAUUUGAUAAACCCUCGUAGUUUAGAGAAUCUAAUCCUACUUUUUCAAUAAAUCUUGAUUUUUCAGAUGCGCGGACUUUUCACGGAGACGAAUCUUUAUUUGAUUUUGGUCACUUUCAUCGUUUCUUCUCUCCAUUUGGUCUUCGACAUGCUCGCUUUCAAAAACGACAUUUCUUUCUGGAGAGGUCGCAGAUCGAUGGUCGGGAUCUCCUCGAAGUUUGAUUUCUUCUGAAUCCUCGGAAUCAGAAUGGUGUUCCAGAACAUUGUUAUGGCGAUGUUUCUCACAAACAAUCAUCUUUUUCUAUCUUUGGGACCAAGGUACAAGUCUUCUAGUUUUGAUUCCGUCGGGAAUUUCGACGGUCAUCGAAUACUGGAAAUUGACCAUCGCCUAUAAGGUUUAGGGAGAAGGAAGGAAUUCUGAAUAUUCUCGUUUUUCUCAGGUGUCUUUCUCGUUUAGUCGUGGAGUCUCUUUGGGAGAACACAGCGCGGCCGAGUCUCAGACGGAUUCGAUCGACGCCGAGGCCAUGAAGUACCUUUCCUGGCUCAUUGUCCCUCUUUGUAUCGCCGGCGCGGUUUACAGGUAACUUUUGGACUUUCAUUUCUGACAAGGGCAGGUUCAGACGUUUAUCUUGGUACAAUAAAUCAAUACUUUUAUUGUGAACCAUAUUACCUGCUCUCAAGCACUAAAAAUUGAAUACAGAGCUCAUUAAAAGAGUUUGGCUUACUUCUAGGAAAAAGAAAGGCAUAAAACGGGCUUGGAAAAGGCUUUUCUUCGAAAAAAAAACUUCGCUCAGAAUUUUCGAAGAUUUUCGCAAGUGUCUCAGUUAUGUGUGUGAUUCUGUUUAAGUAAACAGCGUUUUGCGAAAAAAUGAUCUUGCAACUUUUUCAGAUCUUGGCAUGUUUUUUUUUAGUAUUUUAUAUAUCGCUGUAACUUUUAUUUAAAAAAAGCUUAAAGUGGAUUAUUACUCGGACUUUAGUAACGCGAAUCGGUUGAAACGUGUCGUAGCAUUUUUAGUGACCGCUUUAGUGGCUUCAGCACUCUUGAGUGAUUCCUAGAAUAGCUCAGAAACGUCCGGAGCGCGUUCGAUAUCGUUACCAAGAUCUGAGUUAAACUUUUUUUUGAGCUUUGAAAGGAUAAAAAAGCUUAUUUUAAAACCUUUUCUUUCCAUGGAUGAACUGAAAAUCUACAGCUUGGCGUACGUGCCGCACAAGUCGUGGGGCAGCUGGCUGCUGCAGGCGACGGUCAACGGCGUCUACGCCUUCGGAUUCCUGUUCAUGCUGCCCCAGUUGUUCGUCAACUACAAAAUGAAGAGUGUGGCUCAUCUGCCGUGGCGUGCCUUCAUGUACAAGGCGUUCAACACGUUCAUCGACGACCUCUUCGCCUUCAUCAUAACUAUGCCGACCGCCCAUCGCAUGGCCUGCUUCAGGUUCUCCAAUUUUUCUUGAAUCUUAUUGAUUGGACUCUUUCAGAGACGACGUCGUAUUUGCCGUUUAUUUGUACCAGAGAUAUCUCUAUCCGGUGGACUACUCUCGUGUCAACGAGUUCGGGGACUCUGGCGAACCCUCGACGAAAGCCGAAGAAGCUUCUGAGAAGGACCUUCCUCCUGUGGAAACUGUGAAAGAGAAAGAGACACCGGGCAAAUCGAGGGCCUCUUUAGGGCGGAAAGCGGAAAAGACGGACUGA
Messenger RNA from Caenorhabditis auriculariae, 2808 nucleotides. The record is from the annotation of a GenBank genome assembly. NCBI's taxonomy places the organism in Eukaryota, Metazoa, Nematoda, Chromadorea, Rhabditida, Rhabditidae.